CUUUAGGGUUUUGGACAACAUCUUUAAUUAUUUAUUUAUACACACAGCUAAUACUUUGUCGAUGGAGGCUUUAAGUAGUGAAAUUGUGGUGGCGGAUAGGAGGAUUGUUUGCUCUGCAGUUGAGGGUUUUCUUGUUCAAAUUGCCAACUCUCUGGCUAACCUUCUCUUCCUGGCAGGAUAUUUGUCAAAUGCUACUAUUGAAGUUGUCCCUAGUAAUGACAUUAUGUUAAAGAGGGGUUCAAUAGAUGAAGUUUACAUGGAGUCAGCACCAGAGGACAAAGAUGAGAGUGAGCCCGAGGAUGAAGAUGACGAUGAAGAAGAAGAUGUAGAAGAAGAAGAAGGUGAAGGUGAAGAUGAUGAAGAUGCUGGAGAGGAAGAUGCUGAUGAAGGGGUUCCCAAAGACGAGCCUGAGGUCAAUGGUGAUGGUGAUGAUGAUGAUGACGAGGAUGACGAUGAGGAUGAUGACGAGGAUGAAGAUGAUGACGAGGAAGACGAAGAAGAAGACGAUGAGGAGAUUCCCCAGCCACCAGCUAAAAAGAGGAAAUGAGUGUAUCCCGGCCAUUUGUUCGUUUUACUUUUUUUUUUCUUUUUUUUUUUUUUGGCUUUUUGUUUAACGAGGAUAAGUGGCUGAUGGUAGAAAAGCUAUGUAUCAAGGUUGUCAGUUAUUGUCCCAAGUAGACAAAGUUGAUAAUGUUAAUGAUAUAUCCCUAUUUAUGUCUCUAAUAUCACUGUGUUUGGGCCUUUAGUCUA
Molecule: messenger RNA, 750 nt
Organism: Erythranthe guttata (spotted monkey flower)
Lineage: Eukaryota; Viridiplantae; Streptophyta; Magnoliopsida; Lamiales; Phrymaceae
Source: RefSeq, a predicted model, not a curated record